This is a messenger RNA of Plasmopara halstedii, 477 nucleotides long. RefSeq lists its product as uncharacterized. The record is from RefSeq and is a predicted model, not a curated record. The coding region runs from base 1 to 477 and encodes 158 amino acids. NCBI's taxonomy places the organism in Eukaryota, Oomycota, Peronosporomycetes, Peronosporales, Peronosporaceae. The transcript has 2 exons.
AUGACGCCAGCCGCUCAAAAUUUUGAACGCCAGUAUCACUUGCAGCUUCAGCGAAGAGUUGCAAUGAGGACUGUAAAGUCAGAAAACGGGUAUCUUGCGGACUUGGACGUCACUUGUAUUACUGCGAGCGACAGGAAUAUGAGAGAUGAGCUUGAACUGCUAGAAGCUCGCGACUUGCUCACGCGACGUCGAAUUACUGACGAAAUGUUUUGCUCACUCACUCAACUUAUCGCUUGGACCAUACACCGAGUGGUGCAGUGGUACAUCGGCGGAAUCACACAACGAUGGUCACUGGCUCGAUCUCAGCGUCGACUCCAAGACGUAAGUGUUUUCUCGUACUCGUCCACCACAUCUGGGACGCCUUCCAUCAAGCUGUUUAGCGGCUCGCAGGUGUCUUCUGCCGAGGAGUGUUGUGGAGAUGCAAAAGUGAUUCGAUCGGGAUUCGGCUCGCUAUGGCUACCUCUAAGCCAACUCUAG